GCCUUGCUCUUGCUUGACGAAUUGACCGUCGAAAGCGCUGAACAUUUUCCUUUCCUGUACCUAAAUCGAACCAUGACGUAUUUAAAUUUGCACAGAUGAAGCCUAUGAAAUAGGACAUUUCAUUUACGGAGAGCUUAGUUGCUUGCCGGCUCGGCUGGUAUCGGUUACUUGCCGGACAAUUAUGUUUAUUGACUUUUUAGUGCAAAUAUAGGAAGUCAAAAUGAACAUCAGGCAAUUACUUGUCGUAUAUUUCGCUGUUUUCGUAGGUUUAGUGAGUGGUGCAGUUAUCGCUAAUGACGACGAUGUGGAAGAGCAGGGCCUGUAUCGUAAGUCGGACAAAGUUGUUAUACUAACUCAACGUAACUUCGAAAGAAAAGUGUACGGCCAAAACAGAGCGCAAGUAGUGCAGUUCUAUAAUAGUUAUUGCGGGCAUUGUAGAGCUUUCUCGCCAAAGUACAAAAGUUUGGCUGCCGAGAUACAACCUUGGGAAAACAUAUUUAAAUUAGCAGUUAUAGAUUGUUCUGAGGAGGAGAACAAUGAAAUAUGCAGGCAAUUUGAGAUCACGGCGUAUCCGUCCCUUCGAUAUAUUCAUGAAAAUUAUAUUAAGGGCAAUGCUAAUGUUGGUGAGAAGCUAAAUGCCAUUGAUACAGCUGAAAAACUUAAAUCUGAAAUUGUACACAAAAUGCAGCUGGAGCAAGCAACGGGACGUUUAUCUUUUGCUCCUACUCUCAGCAUAGCCUCAUACUCCAGUUUCACUACAGCCCUUUCUGAUGUGCCAAACUCUAUCAUAUACACAUUCUUAGUGUUUGAGUCUGAGAACAGUACUGUUGGGUCCGAGCUGGCUCUGGAUGUAAAUGACUACAGCAGUAUCAGAGUGAAGAGAGUGUAUGAUACCAGUGAGCUGGUUAGACUGGCAGGAGUAACUCAUUUCCCAGGUCUCGUUGCAGUAAGAACUAAUACAUUAGAAGUUACCCCUCUAACACCUAAAAAUCCUACUAAAGCUAAUUUAUUGAAGGCUGUCAAUACAUUUUUACUAUCUAAAAAUUAUGUUCUUCCAAUUCACAAGACACAUACCAAUAAUGUUGAUCUGGACCGUAAUGCCAACCAAAUCAUACAUGACAGCUCUGACACAGUCUACUAUAGUGACUUAGAGAAAACAAUUAAAACAUCUUUACACACAGAAAUUACGAGACACAAAAUAUUGAGUGGAGAGCCGCUACAAGCUCUGUUAAAUUAUUUGGAUGUAUUGCUCAGUUCAUUUCCCUUCAGAGGUAAUCUGCAGGAAUACAUUCAGGACUUGAGGAACAAACUUGCAACUAGAACUGAAUGGGAUGGUGCAGAUAUAUUUGAAAUGGUGAAGAAUUUGGAAACAGUCCAUGCACCCGUGUACAUUACUAACUUGGAAUAUGUCGGCUGUCGCGGCAGCCAAUCAACAUACCGCGGCUACACUUGUGGGCUGUGGACCUUGUUCCACACGCUCACUGUCAAUGCUGCCCUCAGGCCUGGCAAGGAGGGACCCAAGGUACUGCAAGCUCUUUAUGGUUAUGUAAAACAUUUCUUUGGAUGCACAGAAUGUGCACAGCAUUUUCAAGCCAUGGCAGCCAGGAAUAAAUUAUUUGAUAUGAAAGAAAAUGAGAAAGCUGUUUUGUGGUUGUGGAUUUCCCAUAAUGAAGUGAAUUUGAGAUUGGCCGGUGAUGUCACUGAGGACCCUGAGCAUCCCAAAAUACAGUUCCCAAGUGUAAGCAAGUGUCGUGAGUGCCGGCUCGCACGUGGCGCCUGGAACCUGCCUGCGGUGUACCAGUACCUGCAGUCGGUGUACAGCUCUGGCAACAUCAAGGACAUCGCCAGGAGGUCGGCCCUUGCUGCGCCGAGCCCGUUCUCCAACCUGGACCUUGGAAUGCUAAGCCUCCUCAUGAUUGUUCGAGUGUUGGUGGAAAGAGGGCUGAUAAGCUAGUGCAGGUACUUGCCAUAAUAAAUCGGAUCUCGAAGAUGACGUAGCACAAACAUCACUAGAUACGCCCAGUUUUAGUCUCAUUCCAAUUAGGUACAUAAUAGGCAAAUAAUACCUAUUUAAUACUAAGUAUCAUGAAACAAAUAAAUUGCUAAUGUGAAUUCGUAUUUUAAGAUAAGUUAGGUACCUAAUUAAUGCGGCUUCGUUGAUAGGCAGAAUAUAUGAUAGCUGUAUAGUUAAAUUUAAAGUAGGUCUACCUAUUAAAUUAACUUUUUAUUAGUAUCAUUACCUACAAUGGCAUUCUGUUUAUUUUUGCAUGUCAAAGGAAAGUGAUUUAUUUCUAAGUCGUACUAAUAGCGUAACCAUUUGUGCAUGUCGUUAAAUAAAUGUAUAACUAUUA
Molecule: messenger RNA, 2351 nt
Organism: Cydia amplana
Lineage: Eukaryota; Metazoa; Arthropoda; Insecta; Lepidoptera; Tortricidae
Product: sulfhydryl oxidase 1-like
Exons: 3
Coding region: 221-1954 (577 amino acids)
Biological process (GO): protein folding
Cellular component (GO): Golgi membrane
Molecular function (GO): protein disulfide isomerase activity; flavin-dependent sulfhydryl oxidase activity
Source: RefSeq, a predicted model, not a curated record